AUGGGAUGCACGCAAAGCGAAAUUUCUCCUCAAAAUGAAAGCCCUCGAAAAGGAUGUACGGAUGUUUUAUGGCUGGUUAUUUAUGUUAUUUUUUGGAUUUUAAUGAUAAUUAUUGCAUGUAUUUCAUUUGUAUAUGGAAAUCCACAAAGACUUAUUAAUGGAUAUGAUUCUUUUGGUAAUACGUGUGGUGUUAAGAGCAACAAAAAGUUGAUUAAUUUUCCUUUAGCUGGUAUUAGCACAGCUGACAAGAGUUAUUUAUUUUUUAUGGACCUAAAGGAAUUGAAAAGCUCUCUGAAAAUAUGUGUAAAAGAAUGUCCAAAUAGGAAAUUAGAAUCUUUAUCAGACAUAAAGGACUUCUAUAAAGAAACUGGAUCAAAUCUUUGUAGAUAUGACAUGAAUUUGAAUAAUUUACCAAAUACAAAGGACCUGCAUAAUUUUAUAGGACCAUGUCCUACUUUACCUGUACUUGAUUCAUUUCCUCUAUUAAAUAGGUGUUUCCCUAAAUCUGCAAAGGAUGUAGCACAAAAAGUAUUUGCUGAUUUUUAUGAAUUACUUAACAGUUGGGACACAAUUGAGCAAAUGUUAUCAGAUCUUUAUUCUUCAUGGAAAGAGAUGAUUAUUUGUGUAAUAACAGCAUUUGUUUGUUCAUUAAUUAUGGUGUCAAUCCUCCACUUACUUGCGACCCUUGUAUCUUGGAUAUUCAUGAUUAUAGUAUCCAUUGUCAGCAUAGCAGGAACUGCACUUCUCUGGUACACUUACCAUGAGCUACGGACAAAACAGAGAGAUUUUACUGAGACAUUAUUCUUAGCUGAAUCCUUAAAAAAUGAAAAGGCAUUUUUGUGGUAUUCAAUAAUUGCUACUAUAAUAACAAUAAUUUUGUUGCUGUUAGUUUGGGUGAUGCGAUCACGUGUGUCAUUCCUGGCUGCUUUGUUUAAAGAGACCGCACACUGCCUCGGUUCAAUUCCAGCCCUAUUUUUGCAGCCAAUCAUAACAUUUUUCUUCCUUGUUUUGUUCUUUACAUUUUGGUCGCUUGUUGUGGUUUGUCUAGCUACGGCUAACUACCCCGGGAUACCUUACAAGACAAAUUUUUUAAUCAAUGGAACACCAAUGCCAGACCAUAUUGACAAUGCAGCAGUACAAGCACAGAACCUUAACAAGAGUGCAACAUUAAAAUCUUAUGUUCUAGACCCGGUAGAGUUUGACCCGAUGUGGGUGAAGAGCAUGUGGUGGAUGUGGCUCAUUUGUCUCGUAUGGGGCAGCGAGUUCAUACUCGGCUGUCAGCAGAUGACCAUAGCUGGCGCCGUCUCACAUUGGUAUUUCAGAGGGCCUAACGCAAAUCCAUCUCCCGUUCUAUACUCCAUUGGAAAACUUCUAAAGUACCAUUUGGGUUCUGUGGCUAAAGGAUCAUUUCUAAUUACGUUGUUCAAAGUUCCGAGGCUUAUUCUCACUUAUUUACACGCUAAGUUGUCUUCCAGAGCGGAAAAGGGAUCAGAAUGUGCAAAAUGUACUCUGAAAUGUGGUAUUUGUUGCUUCUACUGCCUCGAAAAAUUUAUUCGUUAUUUGAACCACAACGCGUAUACGAUUAUUACAAUUGAGAGAUGUCAUUUUUGCAAAGCGGCGGCCAGGGCUUUUAGUACAAUUGUAAACAACGCAUUACAAGUGGCGACAAUCAACAGCGUUGGCGAUUUCAUCCUUUUCUUGGGCAAGUGUAUUGUGACGGCGGUGACUGGUAUCAUUGGUCUGUUGCUUCUUAAACGCAACUCUGAUUUACAUUUCUACGCUGUCCCCACUCUUGUGAUCUGCAUUUACUCGUUUUUCAUCGCGCACUGCAUACUGUCUCUUUACGAGAUGGUAGUCGAUUCACUAUUUUUGUGCGUCUGUGAGGAUCGCAACUUAAAUGGAUCAGAUGGACGAUGGAAAAAUUCUAGGCUUGCCGAUCUCGGAGGUCACAAUACAAACAAACAAGACAACGAACAAGAUGGCGCGGAAAUACAAGAUUUACAUGAAAAGUACUGA
This is a messenger RNA of Parnassius mnemosyne (clouded apollo), 2016 nucleotides long. NCBI's taxonomy places the organism in Eukaryota, Metazoa, Arthropoda, Insecta, Lepidoptera, Papilionidae. The record is from the annotation of a GenBank genome assembly.